AUGGAUAUUGUCAAACAAUUAGAACAAUUAAUUCAAUCAAAACAUAUUAUAUUUUCAACUUCAAUAUCUGAUAGACAAUUAGUGUCAAAUGAAAAACAAAAAAUUAUUAAAAUAUCAAAUUCAUUUAUUGAUAAUUAUUUAAAACCAAUAUUUUCAACAAAUAAUCAAUGGACAUUUGAUAUUAUCGAUCGCGAUGACAAUUCUUCAGCUCGAUAUGAAGGAAAAUAUCAUUGGCAUGUAUACAAAGAGGUUGGUGAUGAGAUAAGUCGUGUACGUAAUAAUGAUGAUGGAUACAGAAAUUCGAAUAAAUAUCGUUAUCGAACCAAAGGUCAACAAAGAUUGUAAGACUGAACAUUAUGAGUUUUAUUUUAAAUGAUUUCUAAAAAAGAUCAUGGAUGAAAUUUCCUAAGUUUGUGGAUCACAAACACAUUUGUCAUACAACACAAUAGAAUUCAACUUAGGUUCAUCUUGAACUACUAUUCAUUUCAGAAAAAGAGAAGUUUUGUGAGUAUUUCUUGAGAAUUUUUUGAUUGAAACAGAACAGUCAUUUACGGAUUUGACCAUUACAGAGGGAAGAGUUGUGGGGAAGGCAUUAAUUCUUGUUAGAAAUUUUAAAAACGAUACUAUGAACCUAUUUUACAAAUGACCUUGAUUGUUAAUACGUUCAUUAAAGACGAAACAUUGUUUUCUUCCGAUCUUCACAAGGUUAAUAUUGUUGGGUUAUUUCGUUCAAGAUUUAUAAAAGUUUUUUUUUUGAGACUCUCGAGGUCAGUCACAUGAUUUGAAACUAUCCGAAAAAGAAUCUAUACAGUGGCAAUUCACCAUACUGUGUUGAAUGGCAGUAUAUAUAUUAUUUGGAUUCGAAAUUAUAUGAAAUUGUUAUCUCAAGAUAGAUGACAUGUGAACUUGUUACGCUACAUAAUAGAAAAAUAUAAAGCUUUAGGAUAUACCGAAAUAAUAGUUUCAAAUCAAUUUAUAUUCAAAAUUAAAUAUUUUCAUAUGACUCAGAAUGAUGACUUAACCCUAAUUAGAUGCUUUUUUCAUUGACUCCAACAUGUUGUCUAAGUUCCUCUUUUGACAUUCUUAAGUAUCAAUUCCCUACUUCAAUUUUCUACUAAAUGGAAAAAUGCUGUGUUACGUGAUUCAACACACAGAGAUAUUUUUCUUCAUUUAGACCAAAACGUCCCAAACGAUUUGAGUGUAUCC
Messenger RNA from Rotaria sp. Silwood1, 1206 nucleotides. The record is from the annotation of a GenBank genome assembly. Lineage: Eukaryota; Metazoa; Rotifera; Eurotatoria; Philodinida; Philodinidae.